CAAUUUCUUAAAGCGCGCGUGUGAGGUUGAAGGUCAGCCGAAAACAGGUGUAGAUGGAGAAUGCGGUUCCUGAAUUCGCUCGUCGUUUGUACAAAGAGUGGCGUGAUUUUACAGCUGAACCAGUCGAAGGUAUCCAUUUGAUGCUCAAUGAGCAAGAUAUGACGGAAGUUCAAGUCGUACUUGACGGUCCUGUUGGUACCCCUUAUGAUGGUGGCAAAUUCCGUCUGAAGAUGUUGAUCCCUAUGCAGUAUCCGAUGGAACCGCCGAAGGCUUACUUUUGCACGAAGAUAUUCCACCCAAACAUAGCACCAAACACCGGAGAGGUUUGCGUAAACACACUGAAGAAGGAUUGGAAAUCCAAUUUAGGACUACGACAUAUCCUUCUAACUAUAAGGUGUUUGUUGAUAGAACCCAAUCCAGAGUCAGCUCUUAAUGAGGAGGCUGGAAAAUUGCUAUUAGAAGAUUACAGUGAGUUUGUGGCAGAAGCUCGGCUCCUCACAGAAGUACAUGCUUACUGGCACGUUCGGGAACAAGCGAAAGUCAGUAGUCAGAAGAUGCAUCAAGACGACCAUGCAAGUAUCGAUAUCUUACAAUUCAAUAUUUACAAGGUCGCAGAAAAUCUGCAGUCAGAAGACAUAAUCAAUAUUUUUUAGUCCCGCCUAUUGUAUUCUCCCGAGUUGUUUAAGGUUUACCACCUAAUUUUAUCUCUCCUAAGUUUUAGUUGUGUUCCUCUCGAUUUUCGUGACAGUUUUGUACAAGCCAUGUUACAAACUCCGUUUAUCUCCUUUCAGUAUUAUAUUUUAUAACUAAAGGCUGUCAUAUCGAACGAAAACGAAGGGUAUUGUCUGUAUAGGAUUCCGAUGGUAGAUGCGUUAGAUAUUUAUUUGAACCUCUUCUGAAACUUUAUUCCUUGUUGCAGAUUUAGGCGUAGGGUUGGUGACAGUUAGGUACCACUGACACUUAUCAGGUCAAAGACCAGAAAAGUCAGACAAGACUACUUUCAUUAUUUUGGUCGCGAUAUGUAUUAGUAAUCAUAUAAAUGAAAUUCCAUGGGCUGCGCAGUAUAGCGUUUCGUGUUUAGGUUUUCUUUGAGCUUUCACAAAUGCUUUCUUCCAUGUAGUCUGGUCAUGGUACAUGUGUCCCGUUUGUAUCCUUUAUCCUAUUUAAAUUAUUUGUUAGUUCUAGUUAUGGUUAUGUAAGUUACUUUUCAGUCGUUGAUACUAUUGUUGGAAGUUUGCGAACUAAUUCCUACUCAGACUUUUUGCACAGUAAAUAAAUGUAACUGAUGUAAGAUGUGUUGAUAUAAAUAAUAUUGAGUAACGUAAUCAGAGUAUUAGCUGUGGGUUGUCUUUUCCUAAAUUUCUCAUAAAAUGAUUUUUAUCCAAUUAAAAUACAUUAGCUCAUAAAGACCUUCAGUAGUAACGGUUUUUUUUUAACGUUUGUAACCAUGAUCUAGUAACUAUUUUCACAGAACAACAUAAAAUUACGUGAUAAACUCCACAUUGUUCUCAAAGUCUCGGUAUUUCGCUGUUAUCUCAUUUCAGGUCAGGCAAUUCGACUGAUGCGCGUACACAUUCUAAAGUGACACAACGCAACAACUCAUUAUUUCGUAAAGCGCUCAAACGGUUGUAGUACCUAGGAGCGCAAUGCUCCCUGAAUGAAGACUUGUAAUGAAUAAUCUAUACCUUGUGCAUUUAUGUAAAUUACAUGAUAAUUGUACUUUAGCUUACUUUUAAUUCCUACCACUGAAUAUUUUGGUCGAUAACACAAAAACAGUAGCUGAAUUUAUUACCACGUGAAUCAACCUAUUAGUGAAAAUAUGAUCUAAUUACAUCAAGCUACAUUUUCCGAACCCUAAUCAAAGAUCUAAAUUAUUAGACGUGCAUAACACCUAUAAAAUGCGGGAUGAUUAGUACGAGCAAACUCGUGUUUUAGAAACAGUUGACUUAUUUCCUCACCAGUUGUAGAGAAAGAGGUCUGUUAACCCAGAUGACCUACAACAUUCAUUGUAGUGAGGAUGUUAAGAUGUGUAUCGGG
This is a messenger RNA of Schistosoma guineensis, 2037 nucleotides long. NCBI's taxonomy places the organism in Eukaryota, Metazoa, Platyhelminthes, Trematoda, Strigeidida, Schistosomatidae. The record is from the annotation of a GenBank genome assembly.